GACCAUCCUUUAGAAUUGAAUUUGACACUGUACCACUUCUCCUUUUUCCCUUUCUUCUAUUCUUCUUCUUCUUCAACCUCCCCACCUCCUUCCAUCAAGGUUCAUUCCGUCUGCUCCUUCGAUCUGCUAAGACCUAAUCUUCAAUCCUGAUGAACAGAGAGUCCAUUUCCGUUCAGUUCCUUGGAAAAAAUUGAAAUCAUCGUUGAGUUGAGUCCGCCAAUAAUAGUGGCUUCUGCGCCAAUAUGUUGACUAGUUGUGAUGAGCUUGAAGAAGGUUUAGAUACGCAAACGCCUUUGCAAUCGCAAAGUGGUGAUCACACAGUUAGUGGGUCACAAUCGGCUAAUGUGAAAGAAUAUGCAACUCCAAAACGCGGACGCCAACAAGGCUUUACAAAAGAAGAAGAUCUUUUAAUCAUAUCAGGUUAUCUCAACACAUCUUUUGAUCCCGUUGUUGGAAAUGGACAAAAGCAAGACGCGUUAUGGAAGAGAAUUCAUGAUUAUUUUGUGGCUAACGGCAAAUAUGCUCGUUCCCAAGUUUCUAUUUCGUGCCGUUGGAAUGUGAUAAAUAAGGAUGUUCAAAAAUUUGUUGGAUGUUAUGCUCAAGUUCAACAACAAGAAGAGAGCGGUUUGAGCGAAGAAGAUAGAGUACUCAAAGCAGAAGCUCUCUUCAAGGCAUCAACUGGAAAAACUUUUCAUCUCUUUCACUGCUGGAAUGUGCUCAAGAAUGAGUUAAGAUGGUCAGCAACAGGUUCUUUUGACCGCUCCAACAAAGCAUCAAAAAAAUUUCAAAGUGUUAGUCCCCAUAGUGCAAAUUCUUCUCCCACUACACCUGAUAGUGUUAAUCUUGGAGAAGAUAACAAUGAUACUAGUUUUUUUGAGAGGCCCAUGGGAAGAAAACUUGCCAAGGAAACACCCAAGAGAAACAAAGAACAUACAUCGACAACUACAUCUGCUGCAACAAUUUUACAGUCAUGGAAGGAAGAGUACACAAAGAAUGAACGCGCGAAGCAGGAGAGGAUCGAAAAGAAACUUCGUUAUCAAGAAGAAUACAUCGCACUCGAGAAGAAAAAGCUUGAUUAUGAGAUAAUGAGUAAAGAUACUACCGGUAUGGAUGAGACUAGAGCGGCAUACUUCAAGAAGCUUCAACAAGAUAUCCUUAAUGAGCAAAAAUAGUGUCAAAAGUACUUAUCCUCCAUGUUUUUGCCAUAGAUUUUCAACUAGAUCUGAAUGUAGUUGAGAAUGAGUCUG
Messenger RNA from Cuscuta campestris, 1247 nucleotides. NCBI's taxonomy places the organism in Eukaryota, Viridiplantae, Streptophyta, Magnoliopsida, Solanales, Convolvulaceae. The record is from the annotation of a GenBank genome assembly.